Haliotis rubra (blacklip abalone) is the source of this 3918-nucleotide messenger RNA. Its product is annotated as isotocin receptor-like. The record is from RefSeq and is a predicted model, not a curated record. Lineage: Eukaryota; Metazoa; Mollusca; Gastropoda; Lepetellida; Haliotidae. Gene Ontology annotation, biological process: G protein-coupled receptor signaling pathway. Gene Ontology annotation, cellular component: membrane. Gene Ontology annotation, molecular function: vasopressin receptor activity; peptide binding. Bases 70 to 1332 code for a protein of 420 amino acids. The transcript is spliced from 2 exons.
UCGAUGAAGGACUGGCCUUAAAAAUCACAAUUGGUUCUCAGCCCCGAUAUCACCUCUCAGCUGAUCGUAAUGGCGACAGAGGCACCCCAAGCAACGUACGAUGCUGUGGACGGAGACAAUGGGACACUUACAUAUUUUCUUUCGGAAACACAAAAUUCAUCGACCAAUAUCACAACAACAUCGGGCGGGAGGAGCGAAGAAUUGGCGAAAAUUGAAAUUGCCGUCCAGUCAAUAAUCCUUUAUUUUGCUAUUUUUGGUAAUUUGUUUGUGCUGAUAGUUUUGCGCCUGCGCAAACAGAAGCUCACCCGGAUGCAGUGUUUCAUUGUCCAUCUUAGUUUGGCUGAUAUAUUUGUGGGCAUAUUCAACGUUCUUCCACAGCUGAUAUGGGAUAUCACUUAUCGUUUCUCUGGCAACGAUUUUCUUUGUCGAUCAAUGAAAUAUUUCCAACUUGUGGCAAUGUACGCAUCGUCAUAUGUGCUCGUGAUGACGGCGAUAGACAGAUAUGUCUCAAUUUGUCACCCACUAACCAGCCAAACAAUGAAUCCCAAAAGAGUCCAUCUAAUGACUUUGCUGGCUUGGGGUUUAGCCCUUAUUUUUUCUAUUCCGCAAAUCGUAAUAUUUUCCAGAAAGGAGGUUUAUAAAGGUGUAUAUGAUUGCUGGGCGACGUUUGAUCCGCCUUGGACAGACUAUCUGAACACUGUCUGGUCGUUUGUGUCCAUAUACGCCCUGCCUACCCUGCUCCUGGCGUUCUGUUAUGGGCGAAUCUGUCACGUGGUGUGGAUCAGUGUAGGUUCAAAGGAGGAUAACAGAUUCAACAGGAAGAGAAAGAACAAGAGUAUCAUGUGGAGAAUAACGUUCAGGAAGAGUCAGAAUCAACAGAACACAGAGGAGGAAUCUGACCCAAAAUUGUUCAAAAGUAACUCCAUGAAUCCACGAGGUCAUGUGAGGUCAAUGUCAAAGUCAAAGGUCAAGACCAUCAAGAUGACCUUGGCCGUCGUCCUGUGUUACGUCAUUUGCUGGACACCCUUCUACACCGCGCUCAUGUGGUCGACGUUUGAUACAAAUGCAUCACUAGGCAGUACGUCGAUGACAAUAAUCCUCCUGUUGGCAAGUCUCAACAGCUGCACUAAUCCCUGGAUUUACCUGUGCUUCAGCGGAAGAUUAUGUGGAAAAGUAGAGCGCCGUAUGUCUCGCUCAUGGACACAAACCACGCAGGUUACCCACACAUAUGACUCAGAAAGUAGAUCCAGACAUUCAAACUAUGAUAUAUCACCCCACACGUCACGUGACAUCAGUCCCUGGGCAAGGACAUCCAUGACUAGUUCGUGUUAGGACAUAACAUCUAUGAAAACACGACGAACCCUUCCUUACCCGGGACCCUUGGGGCCAUGAAUGAUUUUCUGAGCUGCCAGUUUUUCCGACAAGCAUUGAGCUGAAAGAUUGACAUUGCAUUUGACAACUGCGUGAUGUAACGUUAAAACAAGCUUAAUAUGGUAACACAAAUAUGUGUACAAGAAAUGGUUCAUGCAUCAAUUGUCUUAACAAAUACGCGCACGUUUACCUAGCUUUACUACGGGUAUUUGUAAACAGAAAACUAUUCUUAGGCUGGGGACUGAAACAAUUCUUAUCUCAUCCAACAAUUCGAUCUUCGUGUUAGAUGAACACAGAUGAAGAAUUGUUGCAGGAACUGUGUCUUAACAAUAUGUCAACGCAAUGUAGUCCUUAAGAGAGAAUGAGGUUUCGCUCAGUGGGCAAUGACGUGUUUCCAUUAUGGCUAUUGGAAGAGACUUGCAAGAUAUCUGUUUAAACUUAAGUGUAAUUAAUAGCACACUCUACCAUACGGACUAGAUGUAUUGUUGUGUUAUGAUGGUAUCUUUUGUUCUGUUUUGAGGAUGAAACAGAACACAUCUACGUUUGUUAACAAGCGGACCCAAAUCCCCAAAACAGUAUAAUGAUACCUUUAGAUGCAUUGUCUUUUGGGGAGUUCACACUUAUGUUUGUAGAUAUUUUGUUGGCAAGCGAGUGACAAAGUUUCCACGAUUUACAUAAAUAGCGAAUUAUUAUCAAUAACCGAUUCUCGGCUAAUUGAUAAUUUCAACAAAACUAUUUGGUUUUUGAAAGGAUAUGCUCAUAUCCAUAUAUGGAUCACAAUGAAUAUGUUAUGUAAAUGUGGUACAUUAGUUAUGAGCUUUUAACAUAUUUCCUGUUUUAUGUGUUUCAAACUAUCCCUUUCCCAUUGUAUUUGAUAGAUACGAAGUAUGUAAGCUGACGACCUUGUUACCUGUACAAUAACAUAUUUUGACCACUGUCCACUGAGGAUGGGGUUUUUGUGACUACCUAUGGUGUUACGUUCAGUUAAAUGGUCUUCUGUAAAAGUGGAAAUAGUAGCAUAUUUGAUUAAUUGUGGUAGGAAUUAAAAGUGUCCAUGUUUAAUUUUAAAGGAUUGCAUAAAAAACAUACUUUGUCGAACAACGUAUACAUCCUUAUUUAACACUCAUGGAAACACGAAAUGUUUAAGAUUUUGUGGUAUACAAAAUCUGCAAAAUGUACACGCUACAUCCAGUUCACAAGCGUUAGUUAGAUCCCUGAAUGACAUAUCAGCCCGUGUAUACCACGUGACUAAGCACAGGAUAAUCGCAUAAUCGCGUGUUUGUUGUCUUUACUAUGUUACAAUAAAUCAACAUCUUUCAAGAAGGCAUAUCAUGCCGCUGUGUCAUUGGUUUGAAAUCCUUAGCUACACCUCCGCAAGUAUGCUGCCUUACUUACUUCUACACUCAAUUGUAUCCCUUAGUGACGUUCAUGUACUGCAUACACAUCCGUUUUUAUAACGUCUUAACGCAAUUCCAUAAAUAUACACUUUAUGAAUACAAAUACAAUUUCUACUCACCAACAUUUUUACAUCAAAAAGCAUUACCUUGCCGUAGUAAAGCAUCUAUUUGCACAAUCAUAUCCCACGGGGUAUAAUCCCAAAACUGGCAGUAUCCAGAUGACGUAAUUAGGGAGAUGUUAUAAUCCACUGCCAGAAAUGGGACAUACAGAUAUCGCACUGCCAGAAAUGCCGCUUGCACAGCCGAUGGUACAUAGUCACCGAUAUGUGCACGGAGACUUAAUUAGUUAAUUACUCCAAACUCCCAUACCCACCGUCGUAUUUUUUAAGUUGGUUGCAACGGGCAUGUUAUACUUGAAUGCUCAAAGGCUAUUACUGCAAAAGGGCACCAAUAUGAAUGUUUUAACAGACAAAACGCCCGACUGACCGUAUGCCGCCUGACAUGUCGGUCAGUCCUCUAAAUAUCAAGCUUCUUCUCCUUAUAAUCGAUGUAUUGUAUUGAGUCCAACCUUAACAGAUACUUUUAAUACAUAUUUGUUGUUUUGUUAUCUCUGUUAAAGCCAUUUGCACUAAAUCAAUAGCGCUGUUAACGACCGUUACGAUCUGUCCGUCUGACGGCAUGUGUGUCCGAUUAGCUUUCAAGGUCACAAUUUCCAUACUGGUCUUCAAUUUACAUUUAUGAAUGCAUUAAAGAAUUGUUAAUAAAAAUAUUACUCUUUUGUGCACCCUCUAUGUUUUCACCUUUAAAAAUUACCAACAGAUUAUAAACACAUGCAUAGAAUAUGAGUUGCUGUAACGAGUUUUGCAAACAUUUAAAGUCUAAAAUAAUGUUGAAUAUUGAUGUUAGAGGUAUUGCAGAGUCUUUCCGAGUUACAGAUUUCACGAACAGAUGCCGUUAAUUAGAUAAGUUGAUGACAUUUUUCAUUUUUGUUAAAUUUUGUUAAAUGUGAGAUUACUGCCAUGACAAUGGUGUUUUGAUGCUCAAAGUAAACUGUUUAAGUGCUGUCUUCAUCUACAUAUAUCUGUCUGUUACUUAAUGUCACCUCCUCGAUGUGUUGUUUCAAUUGUUGAUGAAUAAACUUUUAUUAAUG